Messenger RNA from [Torrubiella] hemipterigena, 903 nucleotides. The record is from the annotation of a GenBank genome assembly. NCBI's taxonomy places the organism in Eukaryota, Fungi, Ascomycota, Sordariomycetes, Hypocreales, Clavicipitaceae.
AUGGUCCAAGUGCUGACCAAUCGCUCUGCCACCAUCUAUUGCGCUGGUGCGGACGAAUCGCGUGACCGCCAGGCAAAGCAGGCGCCAGACGAGCACACACAACGCAUCAAGGAACUGAUGCUGAAGCAGAGUGGUCGACGCCCUCCGCGGCGAGGAUGGUCCCUAACGGACCAGCAAACGGCGCCCAGUUUUGUUACCGAUGAAGACAUCCAGACAGCGUCUGGUCCGGUCCAUCUUCAACACUCCAUUCCAGAAAACGGUGUUCUUGCGCCGCCGUCAUCGUCGUCCACCACAACCCAGGCUCAGCCAUCGAUACCAGACCGCACAGCGACACUGCCCCUCCGUCCCCCGAAGCCGCCUCCUCGCAGGUCGCAGUCUGUAACAGACAAGGAGCCCGAAUGCAGCCCGAACCAGCCCCGACCAUCGACACGCAUCAGUAUUGUCGAUCUGCCCCCAGAGUUGCACUAUGCUAUCCUUGACUUUUUAGACCCUAUCGAUGCUGUCUGCCUCGCCCUAACUAGCCCAAAGAUUUACGACGUCAAUCGCCGCAAGAAUCCCAAGGUCCCUUUGAGUAGCCGCUACUCAGGGCCGAACAAUCUGGAAUGGGCCUGGAGAGGAGGUCAGCACGUUACUAGCAAGCAGCCCGCAGCAGAGGGCCAUCGAAUCCGCGUCAACGGCCAAGUGUACUGUCGUAAAUGCGGUGUUGAUCGAUGCGAACUUCACCGUCAUCUGAAAAGUUGGAUGGGUGACGGCUACGAAUAUUGCGAGAUCAAGGAGCGAUAUGGCAAACCAGCUGCUAGCGACGCAAAGCCGUAUUGCUAUAUGGCCUCUCCCAAGGACCGUCACCGCUGCGGAAGACAUUCGGGCAAAAAGGUUGUACCAUCGACAACGGCCUUAGUUUGA